AUGAAAUCCUAUCAGGUAACAAGAAAAAGCAUUGCUGUAACAUUUUUCCUGGACAGGGAUGGAGCAGACGUGAGGGGAUACUUUGCGUGGUCAUUACUGGAUAACUUUGAGUGGGCUCAAGGCUAUACCAAGCGUUUUGGUUUAGUUUACAUCGACUACAAGAAUGAGCUCUCUAGGCACCCAAAAUCUUCGGCCUACUGGUUUUUGAGGUUCUUUAAAGGUGGUGAAGGGAAACAUGACAAGGAACAGUAA
Prunus armeniaca (apricot) is the source of this 252-nucleotide messenger RNA. The record is from the annotation of a GenBank genome assembly. NCBI's taxonomy places the organism in Eukaryota, Viridiplantae, Streptophyta, Magnoliopsida, Rosales, Rosaceae.